GUAAAGGCAAUGUGACACCUAAAUCUCGUUCCACGUUAGGGGAAACGGUUGGUCGCAUCAUGUAGAUCUCAUCUCGUAAAGCCGUCGAUGAAAUUUUUGCUCAUGAGUACUACGACAGGCCAAAGAACAAGAUGGAUGUUGUACCUGAGCGAAAAGAAGCACAGAGGCCAAGGAGAAAAUCAGUAUAUGGCCGUAUUGAUUCUACAUCGCUAGACCCAUCUCGACCUACACUUACCUCCGACCAACUGGACAAUACGCCCCUAAAGCGGCAUGGGAAACCCGCCCCAAACAGCAAGAUGACGGAUGCCUCGUAAAAACAAACCAAACCCCAACUCAACACCUACAACACUUCUUGCCACAUCCCCAAAUUCAACAAAUGGCCCGCUCAGAUGAGGCCGAGUUCUGGUUUAACGCAGUCUACUCCGCGGUCCAAGAAAUCCCCCCCGGAAAAGUAACAUCCUAUGGUCAAAUCGCCCUUCUACUUGGGUAUCCGCAACGCCCCCGUCAGGUAGGCGUCUGCCUGAAACAUCUACCGUCUGAUCCCGGAGAGUAUUUUAAUUCGACAAAUGUUCCUUGGCAACGGGUGAUUAAUGCCAAGGGCAUGAUUUCACAUCGGGAGCCGGGGAGUGCGGAGCGACAGGCAGAGGCGUUGAGAGAAGAAGGGGUAGAGGUAGAGACGGAUGCUAUGGGGGAGUUUUAUGUGGAUUUUGGUCGGUUUGGUUGGUUUCCUUCAGUUCUGCCGAGUGAGAUGGAGAAUGAGGUCAACGGGUAAAUUUAGUUGUGCAUAUACCACUGCUGUAGACUAUGUGCAUCUCGUUCAGGGAUAUAUAAUAGCGGUUACCGUAUCACGCCCGUCGUGAGGGCCAUCGCACAUAACAUGUCGCAGACUGUGAUUGUAUCUUAUACCCUCCCUUUUUUUAAAUGGAAUGUGGCCACACAAUCAUCUACCUAAA
Molecule: messenger RNA, 953 nt
Organism: Aspergillus alliaceus
Lineage: Eukaryota; Fungi; Ascomycota; Eurotiomycetes; Eurotiales; Aspergillaceae
Product: MGMT family protein
Exons: 3
Coding region: 377-772 (131 amino acids)
Biological process (GO): DNA repair
Molecular function (GO): catalytic activity
Source: RefSeq, a predicted model, not a curated record